UGAUAUUUCUAAUUCUUUAAAUUCAAUAUUCUAAAAAAAAUUCUUUAAAAUAUCAGUAAAGAAAGCGUAUUGCUAGGUCUGCAUGUGCCUAAUAGCUCCUUGUUCUUCGACACCACUCGACUUGCAGUCGGGACUCGGGAAUCGUUUCGUUUGGGCUUCGUAUUUCGUUUUCGGCUCGCUUCGGCUUUCGGUGUUCGGCAUUUGGGUUUCGGGAGGGGAUUAUGGGAUGGAGGAGUAUCUGGGGGAUAGGGUAACUAAGCCAUGCUGUCUGGCUGCUCUGCUGCUGCUGAUAUUUUUGCUGCUGCUGCUGCUGCUGGUAGUGCUGCUGCUUUUCUGGACUUGGGGCUUCUUCUGUUGCCGUUUGGCUGCGGUGCGUUUAAUGUCUCGCCUGCGCUGGAAGCGUCAACUCCUUUUUAUAGGACGCGCGCCACGCGUCGUAUGCGCAACGCCAACCGUGAGUUGCAAGUGAAUGAUUUGGACAUAUUCGUGGUACGUUCUGCAAUUUCAUGGCUACAAAACAGAACAAAAAGAAAGAAAUGUAUAAAAGUAAGUCACAGGCUUCAUAACGAAACUGUACCGCUGUACAGAUUUUCUUUAUGGAUUGCUUAAUAUAUAUAAUAUGCAUAUUGAAUACAAAAAAAAACAGUCCAGUAAAAGUUGGGGUAAAUAAUAUAUUUGCCAUGUCUUUGCAAAAGUUUUCGACGCAAAUGGCAACGCCCCAAUGCUUUCAAUUAUCGUGUCGUGUCGUGUCGUGUUUUGUCCAGAAAAUGUCCUUGGCAAAAAACUUUUCCGCACAUAUCCUUAGCAAAUCGCGUAGUAAAAAGUAAAAAUGGUUGGCCAAAGGAAAA
This is a messenger RNA of Drosophila kikkawai, 848 nucleotides long. The record is from RefSeq and is a predicted model, not a curated record. Lineage: Eukaryota; Metazoa; Arthropoda; Insecta; Diptera; Drosophilidae.